AAUGCAGUCACGUGGGGGGAAAGCCGUCUGUAAGACAUUGCAUAGUGAAGUUUACAGAGCGUCGACGGACUUUCAGCGAGUUCACUGUUUGCUAUUAGAGCAAGCAAGGAAGAUCGCUCUAGGAAGAACGCUUGCGCUAUCACUGCUCGGCAUCUAUAGGAGUGAGAUGGAUGUUAUUCCUAUGUGCAGCAUCUUUCAGGAGCUCCAGAUAGUACAUGACACCGGAUACUUUUCAGCUUUACCAUCUCUUGAGGAGUACUGGCAGCAGACAUGUCUGGAAUUGGAGCGGUACCUCCAGAGCGAGCCCUACGUCUCGGCCACAGACAUCAAGUUUGAGACGAGUCAAGAGGAUCUCUGGAGCAAACUGAUCCUGGCCUGCGGGGACAAAGCCGAGUCCGACCCAAAGAUCCACACUCACAUUAAGGAGGAGGACAAUCAAGAGGCCAACAGCUUUAACUCCGAUGCCAGCAGUGAGGCGUCUGACAGCUCCGAGGAGCUCUCCCCUCCCCUCGACUUCACCUCCAACCCACUGAGUGACAUUAUGGGAGAGGUAGAGGACCUGAGUUCCAUGGUUAUCAGCACUCCGCCAUCUUCUCCUGAGGUGAACAAGGAGGCCCCCUCCAUAUCCUCCCAGGUGUGGAGCGGUAUACAGACAGUGAUGCACUCGCCUGGGAAAAUACGGACAGGGGGCAUUGGUGGACGAAUGGUGGAGAGGGGAAGCUUAGCCAAUGGGGAGGCUUCUCCAGACGGGAGGAGGCGUGUCCACAGGUGUCAUUUCAACGGAUGCCGAAAGGUUUACACGAAAAGUUCCCACUUGAAAGCACACCAGCGUACACAUACAGGUGAGAAGCCUUACAGGUGCUCAUGGGAAGGCUGCGAGUGGCGUUUUGCACGGAGUGAUGAGCUAACCAGACACUUCAGGAAGCACACUGGGGCAAAGCCAUUUAAAUGCAGUCACUGUGACAGGUGUUUCUCUCGUUCGGACCAUUUGGCGCUUCACAUGAAGAGACACAUCUAAGCGGUGGGCCCCAGGGCAGAGGAGAGCAGAGCAGAGCGGUGUUGAGGGAUGGUCCUGACAGUCUCCUAACCUGUCUGUGGGGAGGCUGCAGUGCCCUGAGAGGGGAGGAAAGCGAGCGAGGGGAGCGUGCUCCAGUGAAAAGCAUGCAGGCCAUUUUUGCACCAUACUUAGUGCCUCCAAGACCUCUCAGAGGAAAGAGCUCUGAAAGGUCGACACAUUCUGAAAAAUAUCACGAAAACCACCAUGGAUGAAGGAGAAUUAUGAAAUUCACUAGAGAGAGAAGAAAGAAAAUGUCUGAGAGGACAAGAAAGAACGUUUUUUUCUCUGUAUGGUGUCUGAUGCUUUGCGGAGUUAGUUCCUGGUUUGAAAAUAUGCAGUGGUACUACUCCAAUAAACGUGUGUUGUUUUCUGUGAGCAUGUGGACUGACUGACUGUGAGCCUGCUGUCAGACUGCCUGGGACUGGGUGCCUGUCUUAGAAUGCCUGUGACUGGGUGCCUGUAUAAGAAUGCCUGUAACUGGGUGCCUGCCUGUGGAUGUACGACUCCUGAGUGGAUGGCUUGUGUUGUGACCUGAAUGGCAUUGAAGGGAUGAUGAGGUUUUUGGCUGAGGUUUUAUUGUCUCGUGGUCAUGAAUGAAUGCAAGCAAAGGAGUUGUUGUGCUCUUGUGUGGAGCUUUGGUUGAGUCUAGGCUGGGUUUGGCAGUGUGUGUGCGUCCCAGCCGUCAGUUUUGAGGUUUGAGAGAGAGCACCACCAUCCGAAUUGCGGUGGUACAUGCUCCUAAACGAGGUUUGGGGAGGGGAGGGGGUUGAUGUUUGGUGCAGCUAUUAAAUGUGCAAUGUAUUAAGUAGCUUGUCUCAAAGUACAUGCUACAAAGCUAAUUUGUUGUCCAUUGUGUAAGCUCAGUAUCUAAAGGCUGUACACAACAUUGAUAUAUCAUUAUACCAGAAGUUGCAUGAUCUUGGGUUUGUUUGUCACUCGAUUAGGCCUACUUAUAACACAGGCAAAUCCCAAUAAUGAGCAGCUAUGCAUCCAUUUUACUCCGUAGAUACCACAGUAUUGUACAGAAACAUAAAGCAGUGAUGUAUUUGUUUCCUUCUUUUCUUUUUUAUGUUUGGAGAUACCACUAUUGCUUGGCAACUGUGUUGAUCAUGGGAUAGUUUUAUUUAUAUUCAGUUUAAUAACUAAUUUCUUUAUUUUUGUCCUCUUGCUCUUCUCUUUUUCUAUAUCUGUAAAUACACUGUGACCUUAAUGAUGCCUUAUGUAAGUGGCCUUGUCCAGAUAAAUAGAUCACUCACGGGGGGGGGGGGG
Messenger RNA from Salvelinus fontinalis (brook trout), 2326 nucleotides. RefSeq names its product Krueppel-like factor 6. The record is from RefSeq and is a predicted model, not a curated record. Gene Ontology annotation, biological process: regulation of transcription by RNA polymerase II. Lineage: Eukaryota; Metazoa; Chordata; Actinopteri; Salmoniformes; Salmonidae. Gene Ontology annotation, molecular function: RNA polymerase II cis-regulatory region sequence-specific DNA binding; DNA-binding transcription factor activity, RNA polymerase II-specific. The transcript has 5 exons. Bases 2 to 1018 code for a protein of 338 amino acids.